Molecule: messenger RNA, 550 nt
Organism: Hibiscus syriacus
Lineage: Eukaryota; Viridiplantae; Streptophyta; Magnoliopsida; Malvales; Malvaceae
Product: AP-1 complex subunit sigma-1-like
Exons: 6
Coding region: 49-531 (160 amino acids)
Biological process (GO): vesicle-mediated transport; intracellular protein transport
Cellular component (GO): AP-1 adaptor complex; intracellular membrane-bounded organelle; membrane coat
Molecular function (GO): clathrin-cargo adaptor activity
Source: RefSeq, a predicted model, not a curated record
ACCGUUCUGAGCCUUUUGUUUGGAACUCCCCGCUGCCUAACCUCAACGAUGAUUCACUUUGUACUUCUAAUUAGUCGACAAGGGAAAGUUAGAUUGACAAAAUGGUAUUCUCCUUAUUCUCAGAAAGAAAGAACAAAGGUUAUCCGUGAGCUCAGUGGAUUGAUUCUCACAAGAGGGCCAAAACUCUGUAAUUUUGUGGAAUGGAGAGGACUUAGAGUUGUUUAUAAAAGAUAUGCUAGUCUUUACUUCUGCAUGUGCAUUGACGAGGAUGACAAUGAAUUAGAGAUUCUAGAAAUUAUUCAUCACUAUGUGGAAGUUCUUGCUCGAUACUUUGGCAGUGUUUGUGAAUUGGACUUGAUAUAUAAUUUUCAUAAGGCUUACUUUAUAUUGGACGAACUCUUACUUGCUGGUGAACUUCAAGAGUCGAACAAGAAAACUGUUGCACGUUUAGUAGCUGCACAGGUAAAAUAUAAUUUUUCAUUGUCCGAUUCUGUUUGUUUUGUCGUAAUUCUUAGGGAACAAGUUUGUUGAGUUGUAGGAUUCAUUGGUG